Messenger RNA from Mesitornis unicolor (brown roatelo), 749 nucleotides. RefSeq names its product DALR anticodon binding domain containing 3 (gene DALRD3). The annotation marks the transcript as partial. Gene Ontology annotation, molecular function: ATP binding; tRNA binding; arginine-tRNA ligase activity. NCBI's taxonomy places the organism in Eukaryota, Metazoa, Chordata, Aves, Mesitornithiformes, Mesitornithidae. The transcript is spliced from 7 exons. Gene Ontology annotation, biological process: arginyl-tRNA aminoacylation; tRNA C3-cytosine methylation. The record is from RefSeq and is a predicted model, not a curated record.
AAAUACCUUGUCUGUGGGCCAGUGAAGGUGACAAACCCCGCGUCGCCCAUCGGGGCAGACCAGUACAUCCAGCUCCGAAAGCGCCAGAUGUACGAAGCCUCCGUGAUGAAGUACGGGGAGCUCGCGCAAGGAGCCUGGGCUUCUGCUUCUCCCUGCCCUCAGAUCACCCUGAACCUGGAGGACAGCAGCAUCUCCACGAAGGGAACCAAGAGCGGGGCCUUCGUGAUGUACAACUGCGCCCGGCUGGCCACGCUCUUCGGCACCUACCAGCGCGCUGUGGAGCGGGGCACGUACCCACCUCUGCCGCCUGCGUCAGAACUGAACUUCUCCUGCCUCCGGGAAGAGGGUGAGUGGCUCCUGCUCUUCAACUACCUCCUGCCCUUCCCUGAAGUCCUGCAGCAGGCGGCACAGCUGCCCCCGCCCAGCAAGGGGAUCCGGAUCACAGCCAACACCGAGGCAGUGUGCAAGUUCCUGAUCCAGCUCAGCAUGGAUUUCAGCUCCUACUACAACCGGGUCCAUGUUCUGGGGGAGCCGUUCCCUCACCUCUUUGAGCAGAUGUUUGCCCGCCUCCGGCUGCUGGCAGCAGUGAGGGACGUGUUCCACAGCGCCCUGGCCACUCUGCACCUCCCUCCUCUCAGCCAGAUCUGAGCUGUCGCUGAAGAGCCGUGCCAUGGCGUGACAGACACCAGGACACUGCGCCACAGGGGCUAGGACAGGGCACGUCCUCCCCGGCAGGGCCAGGGGUUGCC